AUGCAAGAGGCGGACAUAAUUUGCGAGUUCCUGGAAAUCGCAAUUCACAACGUUCUGUUUGCUCGCAAGUUGUACCCCGACUCAAUUUUCGAACGCAAGCGUAAAUACGGGGUGGUUGUUUAUCGUUCUGUGUACCCUAGCUUAAACGAGUACAUUGCCAAUUGUAUUAAGGCAAUAAGUUACCAUUUGCGGAACAACCAGUUGAAAAAUAUCCUUCUGUGCUUUAGUUCAGACCAGAGAGUAUUAGAGAAGUACAGUUUUCAAAUUUUGCACCUUAACGCCGUUUCGGAAAGCGAUCCGUUCCUUGUGAAACUGGAACAGCAUUUAAGUACGUUUUUUUUGAAACUACACUCAAGCCUUGAUAAGCUUGAUAAUUUACCAGAAGACGCCUCUUUUACCAUUCAAUUACAAGUCACAGAGUUUGCGCAUUUGGAGUACAAGCAAGACCCCCUUAAUGAAAAUUUUUUGUGGGUCGCAGCGCCCGAAUAUGACAAUAGUUCGUUUCCCGUAAUAGCGCCUUUGCAUAGUGUUAACACCGGUUUCGUCCAUUUUCAAAUUCUUGUCGAAAAACCGUCGUAA
This is a messenger RNA of Tribolium castaneum (red flour beetle), 579 nucleotides long. RefSeq names its product DNA polymerase zeta subunit 2 (gene PolZ2). The transcript has 4 exons. NCBI's taxonomy places the organism in Eukaryota, Metazoa, Arthropoda, Insecta, Coleoptera, Tenebrionidae. The record is from RefSeq and is a predicted model, not a curated record. Bases 1 to 579 code for a protein of 192 amino acids. Gene Ontology annotation, cellular component: zeta DNA polymerase complex.